Molecule: messenger RNA, 201 nt
Organism: Acanthoscelides obtectus
Lineage: Eukaryota; Metazoa; Arthropoda; Insecta; Coleoptera; Chrysomelidae
Source: the annotation of a GenBank genome assembly
AUGGUGGACAACAUCCCCGAGGAGGUGAAACAUUCAAGGCUGCCCAAAGUGUCAAUUUCUGGAGCGUCGCCUCCAAGGAAUGAAGGAAUUAAAGCAUUGAUCAAGCAAAUAUCUCUUAUGGACCCAGAUGUGAUUGGAAGCAGAAUUUUUGUUAGAUACGAAUUUUACAAUUGCCUGACUGUCAUAUAUAUCGACACUUGA